Molecule: messenger RNA, 8268 nt
Organism: Closterium sp. NIES-67
Lineage: Eukaryota; Viridiplantae; Streptophyta; Zygnematophyceae; Desmidiales; Closteriaceae
Source: the annotation of a GenBank genome assembly
UGCUCCAAUUUUUUCCAAUGAUCCCCCCCUCCUUUCCCUUGCCCAACCCCUUCCGCCUUUCAGAAUGGCAGCGGUUCUGCUCGGUUCAAUUGUUUGUUGGUCGUUCGAGCUCGGUUCAGCUAGGUCGAGCCUCGUUAGCUUUAGGAAAGCUGUACUGCGUCUCCUGAUUGUCUUCCUCAGGCCGCUGUUGGCCGAUGUGCUGUGCGGGCAACGUCCGCCUGGUUUGCGAAUUUGCUCGUCUGCUGAAGUUCCGUGUCAUAACUUCCAAACAGUCUCGUCGAAACGAUUUUUAGGGAUUCACGAAUCCUUCGUUUCGUGGUAAGCUCAGGAGUUCCGACUCUAGUUCGGGUUCCAUCAUCUAUUGUCCGACGACUCGGAGUCGUCGCCUGGUAGCGUCUCGACCUAUGUCCUCGCAUGCAGCGGCGACAAUAACUCCACUGUCACCUCCGCAGGUCACUUUUGAGUCGACUCAAAAGUAGCGUCUCGACCUACAUGUAUCGCCUCGACCUAUGUCCUCGUAUGCAGCGGCGACACUAACUCCACUGUCACCUCCGCAGGUCGCGCGUGAGUUGCGCAGAAAACCACGGCCACGAUGACGGGGCCCCGCCGCAGAACACGGAACUCCGAGCUCGGCGAGCCCCGGGAAGGUCAUCGGAGUUCAAAACGUUUCUCUCCUCAUAACGCUCAGGCUCCGAGCAACGCUCAGGCUCCGACUCGGAGCAGCGCUUUAGGGAUCCCGGAACCACUGCCACUGGUUCCGAUGGGCCGUGGGCGUCAUACUACCUUCGCGAUCCUCCUAAUCUUCUUGUAUUGCUCAGCAGCGGCAACGCUGAGAGCCGCUGCUGCCGACCCACUGGCAAAUACCGCCUCCCCUGGAGACAUCACUGCUGAUACUCCCAGCGCCGAGCCAAGCCUGACCGAUUUGGCCGAGCCAACAGGCUCGGGAACACCGAACGUGUUUCUUGCUUCGGACUACAGCACCGGUGCAACGGUAGCCUCGAAUGGAGCCGAAACUAGUACUUUCACUGCCACUGCUACCACUGCCCAAGCCAAUGGCAGUGGUACUGCCGCUUCUGACACUCCCAGCACCGAGCCAAACCUGACUGGCUUGGCCGAGCCAACAGGCGGCUCGGAAACGCCGAACGUGUUUCUUGCUUCGGACUACACCUCCAGUGCAACGAUCAGCUCCUAUGGAGCCACGAACCCCUCUGCUGCUGGCGGUGGGCUCUUCACCACUGCCUCUGCUGACGCUGGUACGGUUGUUGGUACCGCCACUACUGCUGGUACUGGUGUUGGUACGGCCACUACUGCUGGUACUGGUGUUGGUACCGCCACUACUGCUGGUACUGGUGUUGGUACCGCCACUACUGCUGGUACUGCUGUUGGUACCGCCACUACUGCUGCUACUGCUGUUGGUACCGCCACUACUGCUGGUACUGCUGUUGGUACGGCCACUACUGCUGGUACUGGUGUUGGUACCGCCACUACUGCUGGUACUGGUGUUGGUACGGCCACUACUGCUGGUACUGGUGUUGGUACGACCACUACUGCUGGUACUGGUGUUGGUACCGCCACUACUGCUGGUACUGGUGUUGGUACGGCCACUACUGCUGGUACUGGUGUUGGUACGGCCACUACUGCUGGUACUGGUGUUGGUACCGCCACUACUGCUGGUACUGGUGUUGGUACCGCCACUACUGCUGGUACUGCCACUGCACCUCCCCCUCCUCCAUCCGCCCCCUCCUCUGGCCCCUGCAACGUCACUGCUACCAGCAUCUCCUGUGUCGGCUUCUCCUCCUCCUCCUCCUCCCCUAUGCUCUCCUCGCCCUUCUUCCAGCUCAAUGGCGAUGCCCAGGUGGGCCCCGGACCAAACUUCCCCAUCUGGCUCGACACCACCACCAACGCUGCCGGCUGCGCCCUCUCCAUCCCGAGCCUAAACCUCAGCCUCGGCACCGAGGCAGGCGGCACUGGAAGCGGCAGCAGCAGUGGUGGGGAAUUGGUGGCGUUUGAGGCGGCGUUCUCGUUUUCGUUUGCGGCGAGCGCGGAUUACAACAGUUGGGGCAACCGGGGGCUCGCGUUCGUGAUCACUGCGGGGGAGAAGACCGCGUGUGGGCGGAGCGCUAAGAGCGCCAUAGGCUACGGGUUUGCCCCCAACAACUCGUUUGCACAAAGCAUUGCGGUGGAGAUGCGAUCUCGGCCGACCGCGUGUGUGGCGGUGGUGGUGGGGGGGGAGGUGGCAGGCGACAACUGCGCCGACUCCGAUGCCAUGGCGCUGCUGCCCCCCGCUCAGGCCUUCACUCUGAACGAGCCCCAGCACGUGUGGGUGAGCUACGACGGCAGCACGCGCGCCCUGCAGGUGUUUGUGUCGCCAGGGGGGUCGCCCUCCAAGCCGCAGUCCGCCACACUAGUCGCGCCUGUGGACGUGCGGGCUGUUCUGGGGGCCACCUCGGGCAUCUCGGUGGGAUUCACGGGGGGGUCGUGGUGGACGUGGGUGGACGACCUGGAGGACCACAUCAUUCACUCGCUCUCCUUCGAAGCCGUCCCCCCCGGCUCCCAGCAGUCUCUGCCACCCUCCGCUCCCCCCAGCAAGUGCCGGCUCACCUCCUCCAACACGCGCCUGGCUUGCACCGGCUUUGCCGGCCGCUCACCCUUCUUCCUCAACGGCUACGCGCAUGUGGGGCCCGCACCCGACUUCCCUCUCGUCCUCGACACGGGCGGCACCGCUGGCAGCGCGCUCACUCUUGCUGACCUGGCGCUCUCGCUGGAUGCGUCCACGUCAGCAGGAGGAGCAGCAGCAGCAGCAACAACAGCAGCAGCGGCAGCUGUGGUGGCGUUUGAGGCGGCGUUUUCGUUCUCGGUGUUGACGGAGACGUCGUAUGGCUACAGGGGCAGCAGGGGCCUGGCGUUCGUCAUCACCAGCGGGGACAAGACUGCGUGCGGGUCGAGCGACAUGGGGGCCAUAGGGUACGGGGGAGCAGCCCCAGGAGCGUUCAACAGGAGCGUGGCAGUGGAGCUGCGGUCAGGGCCCACCUCAUGUGUGGCUCUGGUGGUCAACGGCAUGGCUUCAGGCGACAACUGCGCUGCUGCCGACCAGAUGACCGGGCUUACAGGGGAAAAGGCGUUCGCCCUGAACGAGCCGCAGCACGCGUGGGUGGCGUACGACAGCUCGUCCCAGUCCUUGGAGGUCUACCUGGGCGGCAGCGACGGGGUGAAGCCCGAGGAACCCGUCUUGAGGGCGGCUCUCGAUCUUGUGGCUGUGAUUGGCGCCUCGUCAGCAUCUGUUGGCUUCACAGCUGGCACGUGGUGGUGGGGAUGUGGCGACACCGAUGAUCAUCACCUUAUCCAUACGUUCUCAUUCAACACUGUCACACCAGGCUUCCUCCCAGCAGCACAGCCCACCCCAACAGCCACCUGCAGGGCAACAAAAUCCUCCCUGCACUGUGCUGGCUUUGCCGGGUCGGCCCCCUUCGACCUCAACGGCUACGCGCAGCUGGGCCCGGCGCCGCUCUUCCCUCUCUGGCUGGACUCCUACAACACCGUUGGCUCCGCCCUCUCCCUCUCGCCCCUCCCCCUCCUCACCCCCUCUGGCCUCUCCACCGCCUUUGAGGCCGCCUUCUCCUUCACCUUCCUGGCCGAUGAGUGUGCGGCCAACGUGAGCGUGGGUCGAGGCUUCACCUUUGUGCUCACCAAUGGCCCAACAACAGCCCUCGGGCAUGCAAACGCAAGCUCCCUGGGCUAUGGCUCGGCGGGGGGAGCUUUCCUCAACAGUGUGGCAGUGGAAUUUCGCCUGUGUCCCGUUCCCUGUAUUGCCGUCUCUGCUAAGGGAGUCGUGGCAGGAGAUGGUUGUGUUGGUGCAGAGUAUGCAGCGACGCUUUCAGACGCCGAGGCCUUUCCUCUCAACACCCAGCAGCAUGCGUGGGUGACCUACGAAGGAGCCUCCCAGACGCUCAAGGUGUUUCUGGCUGGAGCUCCUUCCACUCCCUCCACUUCCCCGGUCAAGCCAGCUGUACCGGUGCUCACUGCAUUUGUGGAUAUCCCGGCGAUCCUCGGCGCCACGUCAGCGUCGGUGGGGUUCACAGCUGGCACGUGGUGGUGGCAGUGGGGAGCGAACGAGCGGCAUAUUGUACACGACCUGGCGCUCGUUGGAGGAACCUUCUUUGAGACUUCCAGUGUGACUGCGGAGCUGACAGCCCGAUUCGACCCGGCAAACCAGACAGAGCUAGCUGCAUACUCUGUCUCAAGCAUAGCCCCCUCUCCCACCACCAAUACCACCACCAGCACGGCCACCAGCAGCACAACCACCACCAUCACCACCACCACCAGUCCAACCACCGCCCCCACCACCGCUACCACCACAUCCGCCUCUCUGGCGUCUCUCACCCCUGACUCAACGCCACCUACCAUGGAGCUCCGCUUUUCUCCAGAAGCCAGUAUGCUUCCAGGGGCUCAGAGGCCGCUUGUGGCUCGGCAGCAAACCACCGCCUCUCGCCCUACGGUGCGUGCACACGUGUACAUAUCGAACACAGAGCAGUGGCCCAUGGCUGACGUGGCAGUGACGACGCGCAUCACAUACCCCAACGGCACGGACGCCUCGCACUGCUUUGUGUUCAGCGACCCUGUGCUGGACGGCAUUGCGUAUGUGAACGGCGCAGGAACCCUUGCCCCAAACUCGUCUGCCUCAGUCGAUUGGCUGCUCCUCGUGCUUGACUGCGCCGCCCCUGCUGCCCCCACCAACUUCAAACUGGGCGGCAGUCUGCAGUACACGCUACCAGACACGUCAGCAUCAUCAGUACCGUCACCAUCAGCACCAUCAGCACCAGCACCAGCAUUAUCUACUGCAGGUGCCACGUCAGCACCAUCACCAGCACCCUCAGCAACAGCAGCAGCAGCAACAGCACCAGCAGCAGCAGCACCACCAGUGGUGAAGCAAGUGAAUCUAACGAGCGUGCGUGUAACAGUGGCUCCGCCGCCCAAGCUGCAAGUGCACUACUUCGUGCCCAAGCACGUGCAAGGGGACGACCUGGAUACCCCACAGGUGGAGGCCCCAGUGCCCAUUACCCUUGGAGCACUGGUGUAUAACGCAGGACAUGGUACAGCUGCUGCUGUCGCCACCCAGUCACUGCUGCCUGUUGUUAACGCCACAUCAGUGCCUGUCACUAUCACACAGACGGCUGUCGGGGAGGAGCCCCAGCCUCCAUCCUUCUCCGUUCAGAUCGGCAGCAUCCCCCCUUCAGGCACAGCCAUGGUGCGAUGGACCAUAGAGGCCAGCCUCACUGGCACAUUCGAUACUGUCACCACCAACUCCUCCUCCUCCUCCUCCUCCUCCUCCUCCUCCUCCUCCUCCUCCUCCUCCUCCUCCUCCUCCUCCUCCUCCUCCUCCUCCUCCUCCUCCUCCUCCUCCUCCUCCUCCUCCUCCUCCUCCUCCUCCCCCUCCCCCUCCUCCUCUCUCCUACCCGGCCUCUCCCCCAUUCUCAAGUCUGUCGACGUUCACAACCUCGUGCACGUCGUCUACCUGCUCGACCCUUCCUCAGGUGCCCCAGCGCCGGGCGCGGGUGACGAUGGCUUGCCGGAUUUCCUGGUGGACGACGACGGGGACGAGCAGAGCCUGCCGGACGCUAUCUACAGCAGUGCUGGUAACCGCGUGCUGCCGGUAACUGCUGUUCCUCGCAGCGCUCUCACUCUCGGCCGGCCGCUCUUCACCAGUGAAACCCGGGCCAAGCUCACAGUGGCUGUGGACUGGUCGUCUCUCAAUGCAGCAGCACCAUCAGCCACAGGGGGGUGGAGCUACGCUGCCUUCGCAUCGCUGCUGCCUUCCCACUGCUGGAAUCUCACCGGUGCUCUUCGAUCCGACAGCUCUCAGCUGCCCGUUCCUUUCAACGCCUGGACCUCCUUUCCCUCCUCACCCUCCCCUUCCACCACCAAUACUGGCACUGCCACCACUGCCAGCAUUGCCAGCACUGCCAGCACUGCCAUCACUGCCCCUGCCCCGACUCCUGCUUCUUCCCCCCUUCCCUCCCUCUCAGCUGACACCACGCACAUUCUCGACCUCUCCUCUUCCCCCUCCUUCACUCUCUUUUACUCCUAUUUCGACCAGACCCUCUCCUUCCCCCACCUCCCCCCCUGCUACCAGGCCGUCAUGCCUCCCCCUCCCUCCCCCCCCAACCCUCCCCCUUCCCCUCCCCCUCGCCCACCCCCCCCCUCCCCCUCCGCCUUCCCCUCCCCCACGGCCUCCCCCCCGCCCUCCUUCUCCCCCUCCCAAGACUUCAACUGCUAGUAAACCCCCUCCCUCCCCUCCCCCUAAACCUCCCCCUAAAUCUCCCCUAAGCCCCCCACCAAAACCGCUCACUAGCCCUCCCCCACUCAAACCACCUCCCUCUCCCUCUCCCAAACCCCCUCCUUUCCCUCCCCCUAAACCUCCUCCCUCCCCUCCUCCCAAACCCAUCUCCAGCCCACCGCCCAAGAAGCCUCCCCCCAGCCCUCUGAGACCCCCUCCCAGCCCUCCUCCCAAGAAGCCCAGCCCCCCGCCACCCAAACCCCCCUCUCCCCCGCCGCCCAGGCGCAGAUACCCUCCGCCACCCAGGAGGCGAUGGGGCUUCUUCCCUAGGUGGCGAUAAAAGGCUGGGAAGAAUUGUUUCCCAUCCAACCCCUCUAAACCCCCUCCCACCCCACCUUUCAAGAAGCCAAGCCCCCCACCACCGAAACGCCCCUCACCCCCACUGCCCAGGCGCAGAUACCCUCCCACCCCCAGGAGACGAUGGGUCUUCAUUCCUAGGUGGCGAUAAAAGGUUGAGGAGAAAUCCUUCCCACCCAACCCCUCUCAACCCCCUCCUACCCCACUAGGCCCGCCUCCCAGGGGCCAAGCCCCCACCACCAAAAACCAAAUUCGCCCCCAUCGCCGAGAUUCCUUCUCCCACCACCCACCAAGCGAUAGGGCUUUUUCCCUAGGUGCCGUUGACAUGUUGCAGUCAGGGCGUGUUCCUAAAGUCCCCUGUAAAACAUUCUUCUAUCAUACUUGUGUCCCACUCCACCGUACUGAAUCGCAUUAUACCGACUCCGAGUCAAACCUAGCUGUAAAGAACCACGUGCAGGAUGUUCCAGCACCAACUACCUCCUUACCAAAUCAGACUCAUUAAGGGAACCAAGAUGUUGAAACAAAAGAUUGGUUGCUACUGCAUCUCCCCCCUCCCCCCAGAAACGCCCCAAACCACCACUGGUGGAAACGUCAUUUGAACAUGAUUUAGCCUGCCAUAUUUCUCCAAAACCCGAGAUUCUUCUCCACCCACUCCCUCACAGAGAGGCCUCAGGCCACAUGGCCACCAUGAUCCACUCUAAUGAGAGCUUCUUAAGAAUUUACAAGAACAGUUCCUCACAGGGAGGCCUGAGGUUCCAUCACAGCCACCCGUACACCUCGAGACUAGUCAUCGCCAUCAUUGUUGUUGCCUCUUCGCCCUCCCUUCCUCUCUACCAUCCAUGCUUCUGUUCCCAGUGUUUUCGCAGCUCCAUGCGGCCAUUCAGCUUCCAGCAAGACACCUCGAAUCACACUGACCCUUCCACCUCAAGUCAAGUCUAAUCAUCACCAUCGUUGUCGUUGUUCCCUCGUCCUCCCCUCCUCCCUCCCUUCCUCCCCGCACCACUCCCAUUGCAGUUACCAGACCCACUUCCAUCACAGUUCCCGCUUCCUGCACCACUCCCCCUCAGCCCCCCGCCAGCCCCAUUCCCUGCACCUGCGCCCGUGCACCCAGCCUUUCCCUGCCGUCCAGCUGCCCCCCGGCGCCCGCCUCCUCCGCUCAUGCUGCCCGCACGUCCACCAGCUGCGCCCGCACCUGCGCCACUUCCGCGGCCCUGCUGCUGCGUGGAACCCUGCCGCCCAGCACCGCCGCCGCUGCCAGUGCAGCCGCCAGAUCGGGUGCAGGAGGAGGAACCAGCUGAACCAGAGCAGGAGCCAGAGCGGGAGCCAGAGCCGUCGCGCUUGCGGUCGCGGUCGCGGUCAGGGUCGCCGGAGCUGUCCCUCUUGCGAUCCCUCUCGCGGUUGUCCGCCACCACGUACCCCGUGCUCUGAAUGCUUGCUCCCUGCACGCUCGCCGCACUCACUCUGCCCGAGCCCCCGUCCCCACCGUUGCAGGAGCCAGAGCCGGAGCCGUUGCAGUUUCCGCUGCCCUUGUUGCCCUGCCGCCGGUUCGCCACCUUUCCAGCGCUGCUGCUGCCACCCAAGCGCCCGCCACGACCCGCGCCCGCGCCAGCUCCGCUCCCCGUUUUUCCCGCUCUGCC